This is a messenger RNA of Ceraceosorus guamensis, 655 nucleotides long. RefSeq lists its product as hypothetical. Bases 146 to 514 code for a protein of 122 amino acids. The record is from RefSeq and is a predicted model, not a curated record. Gene Ontology annotation, biological process: iron-sulfur cluster assembly; intracellular iron ion homeostasis. Gene Ontology annotation, cellular component: cytoplasm; mitochondrial matrix. Gene Ontology annotation, molecular function: 2 iron, 2 sulfur cluster binding; ferrous iron binding. NCBI's taxonomy places the organism in Eukaryota, Fungi, Basidiomycota, Exobasidiomycetes, Ceraceosorales, Ceraceosoraceae. The transcript has 2 exons.
CACAACCUCAUUCGGGCAAGCACAGCGGCGGGGUUACCACGAAAAGGUAAUCGAUCACUACGAGAACCCCAGAAAUGUCGGUUCAUUCGCAAAGGGGGAUGACAUUGGAAUCGGAUUGGUCGGUGCGCCAGCAUGCGGGGAUGUGAUGAAAUUGAGCAUCAAGGUGUCCGAGUCCGGCAUCAUUGAGGAUGUUCGUUUCAAGACGUUCGGUUGCGGAUCGGCCAUCGCAUCCUCUUCUCUGGUCACUGAAAAGUUGAAGGGUCUGACAUUGGAGGAAGCAGGUCGGAUUCGCAACACUGAGAUCGCCCAAGAGUUGAGCUUGCCACCCGUCAAGCUGCACUGCUCCAUGCUGGCCGAGGAUGCGGUCAAGGCUGCUGUGAGAGAUUACAAGUCGAAGAGGGAUCAGGCUAUCGCUCAGGGUCAAAAGCCAAAGACUGGCCACAUCGAUGUCUCUCAAUCCGUCACCACGGGUCAAACCACCGCCACUGCCAAUGUAGACAGCGGCUUCAAGUAAAUGUACGGCUCUGCAUUGAGACGCAGCCAUUCACACCGCAUGUCUCGUGCAUUGGAACUGGCCCAGAGAAGGCAAACGACAUCUUUCGACUCGGCACACAAAACCCCAAGCCCUCGCUACUUUCUGUCCGGCACUACCAGG